Messenger RNA from Myxocyprinus asiaticus (Chinese sucker), 2108 nucleotides. Its product is annotated as C-C chemokine receptor type 7-like. The coding region runs from base 515 to 1639 and encodes 374 amino acids. Lineage: Eukaryota; Metazoa; Chordata; Actinopteri; Cypriniformes; Catostomidae. Gene Ontology annotation, molecular function: chemokine (C-C motif) ligand 19 binding; C-C motif chemokine 19 receptor activity; chemokine (C-C motif) ligand 21 binding. Gene Ontology annotation, cellular component: membrane. Gene Ontology annotation, biological process: chemotaxis; G protein-coupled receptor signaling pathway; immune response. The transcript has 3 exons. The record is from RefSeq and is a predicted model, not a curated record.
GUGGGGGCAUCAAAUUAAAGGCAAAUGUGAACACCAGUUUUACUCUGUACUGCAGUGCACUAGUGCAUCACUGGACAAAAGUGUGUGCUAUAUGACUACUUCUUAUUUUAAAACAUCACAGAUCAGCUUCUGUUAACUAUUAUAUCAGACACAAUAUUUAGACACCAUGUUUAAGAAAUUAAAUUAGAAAUUAUUAUCAGGCACUGACAAAAUAUUGAAAGAUUGUGAAUAGAUCUAUUAAUUAUUAAACAUUACUGGAGUAUUUCAUUUAAAGAACAUGGCAGGGAAAAUGCAUUUACAAUUCAACGUAUAAUAAGACCUCUUUUUGGUUGUGCAAAUGUAAAUGAAGAUCUUGUUUUUCUUGAAACACAGCACAGGUUGUGGUGAAAACCCUUUCCUCUGGUCUUGGCUUCAAAGCUAAAAACGGUGCUUCACCUUUUUAACACAGUACAUAGAGAGCUCUCAUAAUCACUGUGUUGUUAGCAGUCCUGGAGAAACAAUAAAAGUGAAAAUCAUGAAUGCCUUUGCCGUUUUUUGUCCUGCUUUGCUGAUCUGGUCGUGCCACAUAAAGAAAAGUUGGUCCAAUGAGACAACUGAAUACCAAGCAGAAGAAAAAUCCACAAAAGAGUAUGAGUAUUCCACAGAGAUGGUGGACUACAACGGGCUUGAAAUGAUGUGUGAAAAGGCCGCCAACCGUUACUUCCGUGCCUGGUUCUUGCCCACCAUCUAUACCAUCAUCUGCCUCCUGGCCCUCAUGGGGAACUUUCUGGUCAUCCUAACCUACCUUUACUUCAAGAGGCUGAAGACGAUGACCGACGUCUACCUGCUCAAUCUAGCCAUGGCUGACUUACUGUUUGCAAUUUCUCUUCCCUUCUGGGCAGCCAGUUUCAUGAGCAAGUGGCAUCUGGGUCAGUAUACAUGCAAGGCCAUGUUUACCAUCUACAAGGUCAGCUUCUUCAGUGGCAUGUUCCUGCUCACCUGUAUCAGUGUAGAUCGCUACUUUUCCAUAACGAAAGCUGUUUCUGCUCAUCGCUGCCGCUCCAGUGCAGUCUAUUAUGGACAGGUGUCUUCUCUGGUUACCUGGGUGAUGGCAGCGACCUUCUCGGUCCCUGACAUGAUGUUCUCUGAAGUCAACGUCAAUGGCACCUGUGUAGCAAAUGGUAAAGACUAUGAAGACUACCACGUUAGAAUGCUGGUUAGUCAGAUGGUCCUGGGUUUCAUACUUCCAGCACUUGUCAUGGGGUUCUGUUACAUCUGCAUCAUCAAGACUCUCAUCCAAGCCAAGAACUUCGAGAGGAAUAAAGCCUUCAAGGUCAUCAUUGCUGUGGUAGCAGUCUUUGUGUUCACCCAACUACCCUACAAUGUAGUCAUGGGGGUGACCUCCCAAGUAACAAUGAAUUGCCACAAUGACAACAGCCGACUGUAUGCUAUGGAUAUGUCAAGGGCCGUGGCCUUCUUGCGCUGCUGUCUGAAUCCAUUCCUGUAUGCUUUCAUUGGGGUUAAGUUUCGCAAUGAUCUUCUGAAGCUACUGAAAGACUUGGGCUGCAUCAGGAAAAGCCAUCUACUGUACACUCACUGUGGUAAACGAAGAUCUUCUGUUGGUCUGGACACCGAAACCACCACAUCAUUUUCUCCCUGAAUGUUCUAAACCACUUGAGAGAUCAGAGUCCGAAAUUUAUUUUUGUCAUUUACGUACCUCACUUUAGUAGUACAGUGUUAAACAAUUCAUUAGCUCCAUUUAAGGAAUACUGCUGAAGAAGGACUGAAAUAUUAUACUGUUCAUUUUUUCUAUGCAGUGUUAAUUGUAACUUAUUGUGCAAAGUUGAGCAAAAACCUGUUCCUGCUUUUUAACAAAGAGCUUAUGACUUAUUUUUGAUUGACAUUUUCAAAGAGGAAAAUCACUUUCACAUCUCUUUGUUAUAUGAUAUAACCUUGUUUUAUGAAUUUGACUUACAUGUACGCUUGUACAUAAUAUAAGACAUAUGGUCAAUUAACAUCAAAUCAACUAGCAACAUAAUCCUCUGUUAUGGCUGAAUGAUGGCUCUUUGAAAUAUUCUCUCUCUUUUCUCUUAUCUGAGAUGUUAUAAAACUGAAUAAAUACAAUUUUC